UAAUGGGAUAAAUUGCUCAUGGCUUGUGUUGCUCGGCCUGAGCGCCAGUGUCGGCAUCGUUGGCAACCCCCGUGCAUGGCGCGGGCUAUAUUCCCCGCCGAUAGUGAUCACUGAUCAUGAUACGCAGCCGACAAGGCUGUGCGAUAUCCCUCUUUAACUACCUUUCCUCACUCUUGCAAGGUCUGACUCGCUCACACACGCAUAUCACGCCCGCACGAUGUCGAUGCCACCGAACACGCAGCAGCAGCACCAGCACCAGCAGCAAUAUGCCCACACACCCGUGUUCGAUGACUUUGGGAGCACUGAUUUCGACAAGGGGUUCGACUUUUCGUCGUUCCAGAGCCCGUCGGACGUGCUCGCGCCUCACCCUGAUCUCUUCGAGCUCGAGCUGGAUACAAACUUGGCUGAUUUCGAUGCGGACCAGCUGCAGCUGCUCACGGUUGACUCGCACGAUGCAUACUCGUUCUUCCGAUCCGACACGCCCACGCGGGGCCCUGCGUCGAACAUAACGGCAGCCUCCUCUGAGGGGGGCUUCGACUCGCUCUCCUCCUACUCUGAGUCUUUCUAUAACUACCCGCAUUCUCCGCAGCCCCCAUCGAACUACUCCUUCCCACUCGAUUUGGAAAUGGACUUUCGGCGCAUCACCGUUGAUGCUGCGACUUCGGACUACGCAGCAGGUGUGGGGACUGAUUCCGCAGCUUCUGCAGCCGCUGCGCUGUUCAGUCCCCCCAUAGGGCAUGACGCCGCUGGCCGCAGCACGGGAAAGAUCUACUCAAAAGCAGGGCCGUACCGUGCUCGUUCGACGUACUCUGACUACGGUCCCUCGACACGGCGCCCCUCUGUCCCAGUCGACUUGUACGCACACCUGAACUUCAAUCCCGCGAACAUCCCUGGCUCCACCGUGUCCCCCGCCCAUAUCUCGUCCCAGCUGCCUACGAUCCCUGCUGGAAAGAUGGCAGACGAUGAAGAGUUGCACAGCGAUGCACGAAAGAAAUACAAAUGCUCUGCCUGCCCGCGUGCCUUUGCCCGCGCAUACAAUCUCAAAACGCACAUGGCGACGCACGACCCGAACCGCCUCAAGCCGCAUGUAUGUCCGCAUAGAGACUGCGGGCGUUCGUUUAGCCGAAAACACGAUCUGGGGCGACACCUUGUCAGCAUCCACCGCGAGGGCUCGCAAGUUGACGGGUCCGUUUGCUCAUCUCACCAUUCCCUGGGAUCUAAGAAGUCGAUCGGCGUCGAACAGGGCACCAGAAGCUGGUGCGAGCGCUGCGGACGAGGACUCGUAGGACCGGCUGCCGACUGCGAAUGCACAUGAGCAAGCAGAGGCGUGCGUUAGAUGGCCGUUCUUGUCCAAAGCUAGUUAGGUGGAUGGCAGGAGCGGCGAUGAUGCUGGCUGCUGGGCUUAGAGAAUCCGCCGCCUGCUGUUGUGCGCCGACGCGCCAGCCUCUGGCCUGCUCGCUCGACAUGUCUCGUUUCUUCCCGCUUUGGCAUGCAUGUAUGCGUGUUCUUGGCCCCGCGACGAUCGAGAUCUCGGAAAUUACUGUAUGCGCUGUUGCGUUUACUGCGUCUCGUAAAUAAUUGUAUGUCGGCUUUCAAUCUACGAUGUGGAAUAAAUGAUACUACCGCAUGAUCUUCUUGGAAGCUGCGGAGCUCGGCGCUUUAUCGGGGGGCGGGCCUCACCACAUGCAUGCAACGCAAUGCAGCAUGCGCGCUGGUAGUUCUGCGAGCUGCGGCGCAGGCCGCAGGCGCGCAGCAGACAGGGCCAGCCUUGUGUGUGUCUCCAUCAACAGAGUACCUGAUCGGUGAUCAACCCAUCACGCAUGCCAAGCGAUCUCUCGGCAACGAUCAUUAUUGCACACCGCCACUGGCCCACCAACUUCGAGCUGCACCUGACCGCGAUUGCCCAGUGUUGCAUGACGGACGAAUCUAGAAAUUGCAGCUGAAAUCCAUGGCGCUUUUCGGCUCUGAGUCUGGCUUGCAAAUCAAGUGGACCGAUAUCCGAGGCGCUUGAACGCC
This is a messenger RNA of Mycena citricolor, 2016 nucleotides long. Lineage: Eukaryota; Fungi; Basidiomycota; Agaricomycetes; Agaricales; Mycenaceae. The record is from the annotation of a GenBank genome assembly.